AUGGAGAAUGGGCGCAAUACAAAGAAUACCUCGGAGGAACAUUGCAUUUGGUCUCCAGGUUGUAAAUUAGAAGAUAUCGCACGAGGGUCUUCAGACGAAAACCACCUUUCCCUGAAUAUACAUCCAGCGCUUCACAGUGCAAAUAUAUCAUCUGAUCUCUCUAUUCUUGAAGAGUGCUCUCCUGGUGACUCAAAUAUUGCUUCACAUAGUAAAGAUCAUAGCGGUGAUGCAGUAAUUUCUUCUUCUGAGUAUGGGAAAUGUUUUACACACAAAUCAUCUCUUGUUAGACGUCAGCAAUGUCACACAGAUGAAAAUCCAUUUGCAUGCUCUGAGUGUGGGAAAUGUUUUACACGCAAAUCACAUCUUGUUAGACAUGAGAGAUGUCACACAGGUGAGAAACCAUUUCCAUGCCCCGAGUGUGGGAAAUGUUUUACAGAGAAAUCAAAUCUUCUUGCACAUCAACGACGUCACACAGGUGAGAAGCUAUUUGAAUGCUCUCAGUGUGGGAAAUGUUAUACACAGAAAUCAUAUCUUGUUAUACAUCAGAUAACUCACACAGGUGAGAAGCCAUUUGCAUGCUCUGAGUGUGGGAAAUGUUAUACACAGAAAUCAUAUCUUGUUAUACAUCAGAGAACUCACACAGGUAAGAAGUCAUUUGCAUGUACUGAGUGUGGGAAAUGUUUUACACAGAAAUCACAUCUGGUUAUACAUCAGAGACGUCACACAGGUGAGAAACCAUUUCCAUGUUCUGAGUGUGGGAAAUGUUUUACACAGAAAUCACAUCUUGUUAUACAUGAGAGAAAUCACACAGGUGAGAGGCCAUUUCCAUGCUCUGAGUGUGGGAAAUGUUUUACACAGAAAUCACAUCUUGUUAUACAUGAGAGAAGUCACACAGGUGAGAGGCCAUUUGCAUGUUCCGAGUGCGGGAAAUGUUUUAAAGAUAAAUCUGGCCUUUGUACACACACACAAUUUCACACAGAUGUGAAACCAUUUCCGUGUUCUAAUUGUGAUAAGUAUUUUACUCAGAAAUCAUCUCUUGUUACACAUCAGAGAAUUCACACAGGUGAGAAGCCUUUUCCAUGCUCUGAGUGUGGGAAAUGUUUUACACAGGCAUCAUCUCUUGUUACACAUAAGAGUAGUCACACAGGUGAGAAGCCAUUUCCAUGCUCUGAGUGUGGGAAAUGUUUUACACGGAAAUUACAUUGUGUUAUACAUGAGAGAAGUCACACAGGAGAAAAGCCAUUUCCAUGCUCUGAGUGUGGGAAAUGUUUUACACAUAAAUCAUCUCUUGUUAUGCAUGAGAGAAGUCACACAGGUGAGAAGCCAUUUACAUGCUCUGAGUGUGGGAAAUGUUUUACACAGACAUCAUCUCUUCGUAGACAUGAGAAGUCACAUAGAUGAGAACCAGCUAUUUUAAGACAUCAGAUAGUCACAGUUGAAUUUCUUUGGUAGACAAGAAACGAUGUAGCAUUAAUAUUUACAUGUAAGAAAAGUUAUAACAUUUGUUUAUUUAGCACCUUUUUCACUAUAAAGUGUUGCUAACACAUUGCGCAUAGGCCAAAAGCCGUUGAGGGCAGCUCUUAACAUGCGAUUUUUAGCAGUAGCAGUUUUAAGAAAAUGGCAAUUUCAGUCUCAAUAGCGAUCCACGCUGAUUGAGGUCCCAAAUCCCAUAUCACACACAUUAUUGUUUUAUUUUUAACCUUUGUUGGAGAAAACCAGAGUAAUCAGUGGCAAGCUAAACAAGCAAGAAGAGAACACACAAACUCCACACAAAUAGUGCCUUGGUAAGGAUCAUAUCUGAAGCAGCAGUUGUAACCACUAUGCAGCCAUGAAUAGUAAUAGUUCUUCCUUUGAAUAUAUGAUGAAAGCAGGCAUAAUUAAAUGUGCAGAGUGUAUUCAGAUCAGCGGCACUGCUAUGGGGGUAGUGAAUGCCCCCUAAUAUGAAACUUGUUUCCAGUGGUGGCUUCAGGGGGACAGGAUCAACCAAACCCUCACGUUACCAUUACUAGCAACACAGUCAGAGGGAGGGGUCUGGUGUGAGGGUGGGGCUACACAGCACAUGGUACAGCUCUGGCCCCUGUAUACACUAUGGUAGAUAGAAGGGGGGGGGAGCAGCCGCAGAGUAGCCAAUAUGCUGCCUGUUGUAUAAGAGGGAGGGGGCACUGUAUUGUGUAUGUGUGUGACCAUCUAAUUAUGGGCCUAAUUCAGACCUGAUCGCUCGCUAGGCUUUUUUUGCAGUCCUGCGUUCACAUAGUCGCUGCCCAUAGGGGAGUGUAUUUUUGUUUUAUGCGAAUGCAUGUGUAGCAGAGCUGUGUGAACAGAUCUUGUGCAGUCUCUGCGCAGCCGAGGACUUACUCAGUCACUGCGAUCACUUCAGCCUCUCCGGGACCGGAACUGACGUCCGACACCCGCCCUGUGAACGCUUAGGCACACCUGCGUUUUCCCAACCACUCCCUGAAAACGGUCAGUUGCCACCCACAAACGCCUUCUUCCUCUCAAUCUCCUUGCGAACGCCCGUGCGAAUGGAUUCUUUGCACAAACCCAUCGCUGAGUGGCGAUCCGCUUUGUACCCGUGGAACGCACCUGUGAAUUGCGGUGCAUACGCAUGAUAAUCGAUAAGGGAGGAGGGGUAAUGGAUAUCUUCUGCACUAGUGAAAAGUCAAUUAGUAUUUCAUUAAA
Molecule: messenger RNA, 2679 nt
Organism: Pseudophryne corroboree (corroboree frog)
Lineage: Eukaryota; Metazoa; Chordata; Amphibia; Anura; Myobatrachidae
Product: gastrula zinc finger protein XlCGF26.1-like
Exons: 2
Coding region: 1-1401 (466 amino acids)
Biological process (GO): regulation of transcription by RNA polymerase II
Cellular component (GO): nucleus
Molecular function (GO): RNA polymerase II cis-regulatory region sequence-specific DNA binding; DNA-binding transcription factor activity, RNA polymerase II-specific
Source: RefSeq, a predicted model, not a curated record